AUGGGCCUCGCAAAGCCCAUUGGGCUGGUGGAGGGGCCAGGUGGCCUGGGCCAGGGAGGAGUGGCUGCCACUCUGCAGGAUGGUAGCCAAGAGACUGAGGGCAAGUUCGAGGAGUUCGGGUACAAUGCACAGCUCAGUGACCGCAUCUCCCUGGAUAGGACCAUCCCGGACUAUAGGCCCAAGAGGUGCAAACAGAUAACGCACUCUGAAGACCUUCCCCAGAUCUCUGUGGUCUUCAUCUUUGUCAACGAGGCCCUUUCAGUUAUCCUGCGCUCUGUACACAGCGUGGUCAACCACACACCUUCCCAGCUCCUGAAGGAAGUCAUUUUGGUGGAUGACAGCAGCGACAAUGUGGAACUCAAGUUCAACCUGGACCAGUACGUUCACAAAAGGUACCCAGGCCUCGUGAAAGUUGUGCGCAACAGCCGUCGGGAAGGUCUGAUUCGUGCCCGGCUUCAGGGCUGGAAGGUGGCCACGGCUCCCGUUGUUGGCUUCUUUGAUGCCCACGUGGAGUUCAACACUGGCUGGGCUGAGCCCGCCCUUGCGCGGAUCCAGGAAGACCGUCGGCGCAUCAUCCUGCCAGCCAUUGACAACAUCAAGUACAGCACAUUUGAGGUACAGCAAUAUGCCAGCGCUGCCCACGGCUACAACUGGGGCCUGUGGUGCAUGUACAUCAUCCCUCCGCAGGACUGGUUGGACCGUGGUGAUGAGUCAGCACCCAUCAGGACACCUGCCAUGAUUGGCUGCUCGUUUGUGGUGGAUCGGAAGUAUUUCAGGGACAUUGGCCUGCUGGACCCAGGCAUGGAGGUGUACGGCGCAGAGAACAUUGAAUUGGGGAUGAGGGUGUGGCAGUGUGGCGGCAGCAUGGAGGUACUCCCGUGCUCCCGUGUGGCCCACAUUGAGCGUACCAAGAAGCCAUACAACAAUGACAUCGACUACUAUGCCAAGCGUAAUGCACUGAGAGCUGCCGAGGUGUGGAUGGAUGAUUUCAAGUCCCAUGUGUACAUGGCAUGGAAUAUUCCCAUGACAAACCCAGGAGUGGACUUUGGGGAUGUGUCCGAGAGACUGGCCCUGCGCCAGAAGUUAAAAUGCCGCAGCUUUAAAUGGUAUCUGGAGAACGUGUACCCCGAGAUGAGGAUCUACAACAACACGCUCACGUACGGAGAGGUGAGAAACAGUAAAGCCAGUGGCUAUUGCUUGGACCAGGGGGCAGAAGAUGAUGACCGGGCCAUCCUUUACCCCUGCCAUGGCAUGUCCUCACAGCUGGUGCGCUACAGUGCUGACGGCCUCCUGCAGCUGGGCCCCCUGGGCUCUACCGCCUUUCUGCCAGAUUCCAAGUGUCUGGUAGAUGAUGGCCGGGGGCGCAUGCCCACCCUGAAGAAGUGUGAAGAUGUAGCCAGGCCUACACAGAGGCUAUGGGACUUUACUCAGAGUGGUCCCAUUGUGAGCCGGGACACAGGCCGGUGUCUGGAGGUAGAGAUGUCUAAAGAUGCCAACUUUGGACUGCGGUUGGUAGUGCAGCGCUGCUCAGGGCAGAAGUGGAUGAUCCGAAACUGGAUCAAACAUACCAGGCACUGACCUCUGCCCCACCCCACCUCCACACACUCGGGCCCAGGGACUCUUGAGCGCUGCAGGACUCAGGGGAUCCUGGACUGGAGCCAGGAUGGAAACUCCUCGCCCACCCCCACAGACCCAGAGCAAUGUGGGCCCUGUACACCUCAGGGCUGGGCCCUGCCACCUGGAACAGCAGAGGAGGCCUGGGAGCAGCAGCUUCAGUUUGCUUUAGGAACCAGACUUUCCUGGGACAGGUAGCUCUGCCUGAGGGAGGACAUCUGAGGACAGUGCACACCCAUACCAAAUCAUGUGCCUUUUCUACAGUGUUCCCCAAGUGACUGCAAGGACAGCUUCCACGCAUGUACUAACCCUGUACAUAACCCAUAUGGAAAGAAACUCAGCUAUUGAGUGCUGAAGGCAGGUGCAUCCUCAUGCCAAGCACCCUGUCCUCCUAGCAGGUUCAGUCAGGCCUCGUAGCCCAGCUGCCCCUCGCUCACCUGCUCAACCUCAACAUAAUCUAAGGCAAAUUCAGAGAGUGGCCCCUUGUGCUUUGGUAAUGAGGCAAAGGGGAGAGAUCACAUGGACAGACAGACCCAGUAAACAACACCCGCACCUUUCUUCCUGAGGAUCAGCCUGGCAGUCAUGGGGCAUGAGUCUCAGUCUGGGAAGUAAGUCUCUUGUUGCUCUACCGUGUAUGCAGUGGGCAUCAUCAGAUGAUCCUCCUGGCCCUUCAUUUGUUUUAUAAAUAAAGUUUUGUCAGCGUACAG
Messenger RNA from Myodes glareolus (Bank vole), 2321 nucleotides. The record is from RefSeq and is a predicted model, not a curated record. NCBI's taxonomy places the organism in Eukaryota, Metazoa, Chordata, Mammalia, Rodentia, Cricetidae.